AGGUCAAAUCAAGAUAAAAUACUCGACUGUGUGCUCGCUCGUCAGUACUUGUAACCUUUAUCCCAGCGAACGUUUUCAUCCGUGGCACUAGGCACCCGCAAUUUGGGUGCAGAGAUUAACCAGGUGACGUGAACUACAGAUUAACUUGGUGAAGGGAAACCAUAGACAGCUGGGUGUUCUGACGAGCUGCCCUACCUUGUCGAAAAUUGCCCAACGUGGCACAAAUUUAUAGUAACCGCGAUCCAAACAAAACUAACCCUCAUCCUAACCGGCGCAUGCGCAGUAACACUUGGUCAGACCCGUCGACAGAGGGGAAUUCACCAUGUUGCCUGACAAAGAUGGUCCAGGCGGUGGAGGUGGCCAGACCACCUCUGCUGGAGAGGACCCCUCUGUGAGUCUGUUCAGAGAAUACCUCCGUCUCAAGACUGUCCACCCAGAGCCUGAUUAUGAUGCUGCCCUUAGGUUCCUGGACAGAAUAGCAGAGGAGCUUGAGCUACCCAUGAAAAAGAUUGAGGUGUGCUCACGCAGAGUUGUGUCCAUCAUGACAUGGGAGGGCACGAACCCUGGUUUGAAAUCAGUCCUGCUAAAUUCCCACACAGACGUUGUGCCCGUUUACCAGGAACACUGGAAGUACGAUGCUUUCACCGCUGUCAAAGAUGCAGAAGGCAACAUUUACGGCCGGGGAGCACAAGACAUGAAGUGUGUAACCAUACAGUAUAUCCAGGCUAUCAGGAGACUGAAAGCGGAGGGAAAGAAGCUCAUGCGCACUGUGCAUUUAAUGUUUGUGCCAGAUGAAGAAGUUGGUGGUCACAAAGGAAUGGAAACCUUUGUAAAGCACCCAGAGUUCCAAAAGUUAAACAUUGGCUUUGCGCUUGAUGAAGGGCUGGCCAACCCGGGUGAGGCCUAUACCGUGUUUUAUGGAGAAAGGAACCCCUGGUGGAUCACAGUCCACUGCCCAGGCAGUCCUGGCCAUGGGUCGAGGUUUGUGGAGAACACGGCUGCCGAGAAGUUGCACAGUAUCAUCAACUCUUUCCUAGGCUUCAGAGAAAAGGAGAAACAAAGGUUAAAUACCACCAAGUGUUUCACCCUGGGUGAUGUCACCACAGUGAAUAUGACCAUGGUGAAAGGAGGGGUUGCCUACAAUGUCAUCCCGGCUGAAAUGGAUGUCAGCUUUGACCUGAGAAUACCACCUACAGUCAAUCUUCAGGAGUUUGAAGAACAGAUCAAACUGUGGUGUGAAGAAGCGGGCGAAGGAAUCACUUAUGAGUUUGCUCAGAAACACAUGAGCCAGGGCAUGACGUCUACAGACGAUACUGAUCCCUGGUGGAACGCUUUCAGCAUUACCUGCAAAGCAAUGAAUAUGACUUUGGAGAAGGAAAUAUUCCCAGCAGCGACGGACAGCCGUUUUAUCAGAGAAGUGGGCAUCCCUGCUAUUGGUUUUUCCCCAAUGCACCGGACGCCAAUCCUGCUGCAUGAUCACAAUGAGUACCUGAAUGAGCAAAUAUUCCUUCAGGGCAUUAACGUGUAUGAAAAGCUCAUUCCAGCUCUGGCCAGUGUUCCUGCCCUUCCUGAUGAGCCUUAAUAGACACAACCUCAUCUCUAAUCCUCUUCUUAAAACACAACACUGAUGAACUGAUGACUUGAAUAAUUUUCAGAUUUUACCAAAGAAAGGAAAACGGUACGCCAACUGAGCACUUAACUUUUGGUAUUAUUAAUUUUUGGUAUUAUUAAUUUUCGAUAUUUCUCAGGACACAGCUGCAGUAGCUUUGCAUAACUUAAGUGUUGCAAUGGCUUUGUAACAAUGUCAAGGGUGGAUCUAAGAGGUGGCCGCCCCCCCAGUAAAUACCUGGCCACCCAGCCGUCUGAAUUGGGUUUGGAGGGAGGGUGGUGGGUGGGGUGGGGGGAGCUGAUUUGCUGUUAGUGGUCAGGUCACAUGAUAAACUCUUUAUCAUCAUAACCUUAUUGGUCUCAGUCAGCAUUAAAUUCUUAGAGGAGAUCUCACAAUCUUAGGUGGUGAGCUUGUUUCCAGAUAUUUCAUUUCCCGCCAUAGAGCUGACUGGAACUAGCCGAACUAGCUUCAGUGUUGUAAUGAGGGAGACGGCAGAGAUAGCUUAUUUACCUUUUUUUUUUCUUUUUCAAAAGUUGUUUGCAUUAAUUUACCAUAUUAUGUGUCCUCAUCCUCCUAACUGCACACUGACAGUAGCAAAAUAGAAGAACUGCAAAUUUUCAGAAUGUUUUGAGUGCCGCCCACUGAAAAUCACUGGCCCCUCUUUGGCCACCCUGUUUUAAUUAUUUUGGUAGCGCCAUUGAACACCACAGUUAUGUCAUUGUUGUGGGUUUUGUGUUUCGGUGUCAAUGGUCUUUAAUGAGUUAUCACUUGUGACUAUUUCAUGAUAGUAGGAAAUAGCCCAGUUAUACAGAGGUGCAAACAAUUUGAAUGAGAUGCUAAACCCAAAAGCCUUUUGAUUGCCACUUUUUGAAUUUUGAUUUAUUUUGAAAUGUUAGGUCUCCUAACAGAUUUUAUCUAAUAAAGUCAAAUUCGAUA
Molecule: messenger RNA, 2545 nt
Organism: Lampris incognitus (smalleye Pacific opah)
Lineage: Eukaryota; Metazoa; Chordata; Actinopteri; Lampriformes; Lampridae
Product: aminoacylase-1A-like
Exons: 15
Coding region: 323-1582 (419 amino acids)
Biological process (GO): amino acid metabolic process
Cellular component (GO): cytoplasm
Molecular function (GO): aminoacylase activity
Source: RefSeq, a predicted model, not a curated record